AUGGUCCUUCUUUCGACACACACCAGUGAACAGGAGAGACCCAUGUACCUGGGCUUCACGGGGCUUGCCUGGGGGCUGGGGACUAUCUUGGGUCCGAUACUUGGAGGUGCCUUCACUGAAAGUGCUGCAAGCUGGCGAUGGGCCUUUUAUAUCAAUCUUGUCAUCGGAGGACUGUGCGGCCCUAUAUAUUUAUUCUUACUUCCUUCGUCGAAACCGCGUGACGAGAUCAGGCUUUCGACAGCACUGAAGUCUAUCGACUUUCUCGGAGGCAUCCUCAUUUGCGGACUUUUCACCACCAGCUUCAUUGCCAUAUCUUUCGGCGGAACGAUCUGGGCAUGGGACAACGCCGCCAGCAUCACCCUUUUCGUCCUUGGCGGCUUGUUUACUAUCGCGUUCUUUGCCCAGCAGUCGUUUUGCAUUGGUACAACUCCUGAGAAACGGCUCUUUCCGCUCGUCUUUUUCAAAUCCCCAAUUUUGGUGAUGAUGUUCGUGGCUACAGCUUGCGCAUCUUCAACCAUCCUCGUUCCGGUCUACUUCAUACCCCUUUACUAUCAGUUUGUGAGGUCGGACAACGCCCUAGAUGCUGGGGUCAAUCUGCUGCCUUUCAUCGCCUUCAACGUUGCGUGCGCCCUACUUAAUGGUGCGACCAUGAGCAGGAAGCCAUACUAUAUGCCAUGGUAUGUGUUUGGGGGAGUACUAUGUGUCGUUGGCAACGCUCUUCUCUAUACUGUGGACGAGUAUACCUCGGAUGCCGGCAUCUGGGGUUACGCUAUCAUGGUCGGAGCAGGUAGCGGGGCCUUCAUCCAGCUUGGCUUCACAGUAGUGCAGCACAAAGUUGAAAAGGACUUGAUUCCCGUCGCUGUGGGAUUCUGUACCCUCGCGCAGCUGGCUGGACCAGCCGUGUCGCUGGCUAUAUCCAAUGCUGUUUUCCUGAACAAAACUGCCGAUGGCAUCCUCAUCAUCGCACCGGGCCUUUCGCGAGAAGUCGUUUUGGGCGCAAUUGCGGCAGCAUCAAAUAAUGGGGCUGUGUUGGUCAGCGAAGCCCAACAAGCGGAGGUCAUUCACGUUAUCGUCGAGGCGAUGUCAAGCUGUUACAUCAUCUCGUUGACCGCGGGAGCCGUAACGCGGUGUAUGUCACUCUUCAUGAAGCGUGAGAGGCUUUUCUCAGCAUGA
Molecule: messenger RNA, 1173 nt
Organism: Anthostomella pinea
Lineage: Eukaryota; Fungi; Ascomycota; Sordariomycetes; Xylariales; Xylariaceae
Source: the annotation of a GenBank genome assembly